GAUUUUAUGAAUACAAAUUCAAAUAAUAAUAGAAAUAUGAAUUCAAAUAAUAGAGAUUUUACGAAUUCAAAUGCUAAUAACAAUAGGCAUAUGAACAACAACAAUAGAGAUUUCAUAAAUACUGAUUACAAUCCUGAACAAAAUUAUGAUCCUGUACUACCGAAUUUCGGUUUCACAAAUGGUUUUAACACCGGAUCUAACACGAGAAAUCCGAACGUAUCUUUUCAAAGACCUAUAGCCGGUAUCAGUCAAAUUGACUAUGACAGACCAACACACAAAGGCAUGGAUCUUAAUUCCCGUGUAAACGGUAACUCCUUUGUCUAUCCUACGGACAAUCCUUUACUCAAUCGUCCAGGAGUAAAACCUGUGUACGAAGUUGGGCAACCUAUAACGAAUAAACCGAUCAGGAAUAAUAAUGAUGUUUUUGGAACUGGUAAUAUACCUGGUAAUGAUUAUGGAGCUACGAGUAAACCUGAUAAUGGUUAUGGAGGGACUGAGUCUGCGUUUGGGAAUGAUCAGCCCGAAAUUGUGCUGGGAGUUGAUGAAGAGGAUAUGACUGAGAGGCAAAAGAGGAGGUACAUCGAUUUGGCGGAGAAAAUGUGUGACCGCUACAAAGCUCUCACGAUUAAGAAGGUGGUGGCACUUCCUCUCCUGCCCUCACCAGACCCGGUGGAGUUGAAUGUCAGCUCAUGCACUCCCAUCAACGUCCCACUAGUCAUUGGAGGGAAGGUGGUGACCAUAAAGGAGUUCCCCCACAUGGCUCUCGUGGGGUGGAUGAAGACUAGGAACACCGGUUACUCCUGGAAGUGUGGAGGUUCCCUCAUCAGCGACCGGUUUGUGCUGACAGCUGGACACUGCACCUUCCACGAUCGAGACUUCGAUGUGGUCAGCGGCCCCCCUCAAGCCGUUCAGCUCGGCUCCUCGUACCUGGACGACCCCAGCGCUGUCGUCAUCAAGAUUGAGGAGGUCAUCAGACAUCCCAAAUACAAGAUGAGGAGGUCCUAUCAUGAUGUAGCGCUUCUGAAGCUAAAACAGAAAGUCACAUUCUCCGAUGUAAUACGACCGGCGUGCCUGGGUGAAGCGCCACGGGAAGGCGAGAAUAUCAUCGCGACUGGUUGGGGAAGAACGGAAUUUGGUGGAGACCACUCCGAACAGCUCCGCAGCGUUUCCAUUCCUGUGUGGAACAUGCAGGAAUGCCGCGAAAUCUGGGGCACCUCACUCAAACUACCUGAUGGACCAAGACCUGACAGUCAUAUCUGUGCAGGAGAGAAGAGAGGGGGCAAGGAUACUUGCCAGGGUGACUCCGGUGGUCCAAUAGUGCGGGCGUCUGGGUGCGCAUGGCGUGUUGUCGGCGUGACGUCAGUCGGGCGUGCCUGUGGCGCCGCCCAUACACCGGCGCUAUACGCUACCGUACCACGAGCGUUCAUAUCUGCUACUGUCUUCGGGAACUAACAAAACUGGUGCAGUUCCGGAUCAAUCAAGUAGCAAAUGAUAUGGACCCUACUAUUAGAAGUCCGCUACUGAAAUGCAAGUCAAAACUGUCAAGAAACUUUAAGAACUGACAGCAAAACAAAGGAUCCCGUUAGUCGAAUUUGCUACAAGCCCCAUCAUCAUCAUCAUCAGCCUUUAGUAGUCCACUGCUGGACAUAGGCCUCCCCCAAUGAGCGCCAUGGCGCCCUGUCUCCGGCUUGCCGCAUCCAGCAUCCGCCUGCAGUCUUUCGCUACAGGCCCAGCGUUGGUUUAAUCUGGCACUCAAGAGAUGUGAUACUGUUUAAAAAAGACCCUGUUAUUUUGGAAAAAAAACGACUCCCGCACUACGGAAUUGAAUCCUUAUGUCGCGAUUGUUUUACCAACAUUCAAGUCACAUGCACAAGACACCCAGAUUCAGGUCAAGCAUUCGUGGAUCACACAGAUGCUUGUCCUACGCGGGGAUCGAAACCGCGACGCGCUCAGUGAGUUUGGCGUGGUGACCUCUACUAUUUAACUGAUCUAUCCGUUCAGUCUGAAUGUUUUAUAUUUGUGAAAUUGUGAUGAAAUGUGAACCCGACAAUAUAUCUACCUAUUUUAUAAGAA
This is a messenger RNA of Trichoplusia ni (cabbage looper), 2073 nucleotides long. Its product is annotated as prostasin-like. Gene Ontology annotation, molecular function: serine-type endopeptidase activity. Bases 7 to 1452 code for a protein of 481 amino acids. The record is from RefSeq and is a predicted model, not a curated record. The transcript is spliced from 7 exons. Lineage: Eukaryota; Metazoa; Arthropoda; Insecta; Lepidoptera; Noctuidae. Gene Ontology annotation, biological process: proteolysis.